Doryrhamphus excisus (bluestripe pipefish) is the source of this 1380-nucleotide messenger RNA. RefSeq names its product synaptosome associated protein 29 (gene snap29). Gene Ontology annotation, biological process: exocytosis; synaptic vesicle priming; synaptic vesicle fusion to presynaptic active zone membrane. Gene Ontology annotation, molecular function: syntaxin binding; SNAP receptor activity. Gene Ontology annotation, cellular component: plasma membrane; SNARE complex. Lineage: Eukaryota; Metazoa; Chordata; Actinopteri; Syngnathiformes; Syngnathidae. The record is from RefSeq and is a predicted model, not a curated record.
UUUAUUUGAAAUGCCACAUUCUCCUGGUAUUCAAAUAGUUUGAUGCGUUUUAGUUGCGCAACGCCGAUCGUUGUGUACUGACGUCACCAGGCUAGUCAGGAAGUCCGACAAGUCAGCUGACAGAGCGAGAGUCGCUAGCUUCUCACGUCGGUCAAAGAUGGCCUACCCAAAGUCCCACAACCCGUUUGCAGACGAUGACGACGAAGAGGACUUCCGGUCUACAAACAAUGGCUUCGAUGGAGAUCCUGAAGAUAGCGGGAUGAGCGAUGCAGAGAGGCGACAACGGUACCUCCAACAGGAAGUGAUGCGUACAGCUCAGUCUGCUGUCGACAGCAGCUACCGCUCCAUUGGUCUCAUUCGGGAAUCUGAGAAGAUGGGUGUGGAAACAGCAGAGGAACUCAUGCGUCAGGGGGAAGUUCUGAAAAGAACCGACAAAAUGUUGGAUAACAUGGAGGAGGACCUAAAAACCAGCCAAAAGCACAUCAACAGCAUCAAGAGUGUUUGGGGAGGACUGGUCAGUUACUUCAAAGGCAAACCUGAGACAAAACAACCACCACCACCAGAGCAGCCCAAGGCCUAUGAGGCCAAUGACAGAUUACAGAGCGCCUUAGCUACCAGUAGAGACCAGGAAGACAAAUACCAAGCAAGUCAUCCCAACCUCAGAAAGUUGGAGACAGGAGGGUUUGGAGCCAUGGCAUCAGUUGAUGGCGGCUUAUCCAGACAGAAUGGACAUCCUCAAAACAGACACCUUCGGGAAGCACACCAGACCCUGGACAGAAACUUAGAUGAAAUGUCCGAUGGUCUGAGUAGGCUGAGGAAUCUAGGAUUGGGUCUCCAGUCUGAGAUUGACAGCCAGGAAGACUCCAUUGAUUCUCUGCUGAACAAAACGGACAAGAUGGGCAUGAAGAUCGACAACACAAACCAGCAAAUUAAGAAGCUCAAAUAGAACAAACUCUUUGGACCUGGGCGCCCUCAUGGAGAUCCUAAUGGGUCAUCAUCUCACUAAGCUUCCAUCCAAGCCCAUUCAUGAAUAAACUCAACUGUGUGUUUUUUUAUUUUUAUUUUUAUCUAGUAUGCCCCUUUUAAAUGUGUUGCAUCUGGAACAUGUGUAUUUGACUUGUGUAGUAUACAUGGAAGACUCCAUAUUUGGAUUCAAUAUGAUGCAUUGUUCCAGUCUAUAUGUACAAAAUAACAUUGCCUUACUGUUUUUUAACAUAGUGUUUUAUAAAGCAUUCAAGCAUCUCUAUUGAGCUGCUAUGCCUGAGUUCUGCUCCCUUUUGAGUCUUUUAUUGCUUUGAUAAAUUUGAAUGUCAAUUAUUUGAGUGUGAAUGAUGACAUAUAGGAUGUGAUCUAGUUCUAAAAUAAACAGUGUAAGACUUC